Messenger RNA from Cladocopium goreaui, 726 nucleotides. The record is from the annotation of a GenBank genome assembly. NCBI's taxonomy places the organism in Eukaryota, Dinophyceae, Suessiales, Symbiodiniaceae.
UCCGAUCAUCCGAUGAUCCCAGAUCCCAGCGAUACCUUCAAGGGGUGACCCACCCAUCGCCAUGGUAGUCUUGGAUGUCAUGCAGCCUUGGACGCUGCCGCUGCCAGGCCACAGUGGCAGAAAGCUCCACAGUUCCUUCAUGGAGGAAGAGACUUUGCCAGGGCUUGUGCAGGAGCUGAACGAGCACGCCAAACAUCUGCGGGGCAUCGAUGAUAGGAUUACAACCACCCAGGCCGUGGUGCCAAAGGCACUGGGCAAGCUGAAAUGCCAAAUCCCUGGGCGUGAGAAGGACGUCGAAGGGGGCUUGGAUCAGCUGACCAAAGACGCCAGCGUGAUUCAGGAAUUGGUAACGAACAUCACAGAGCGUUUGCACGAAUCUUUGAACGAAGCAAUGUCGUUCAACGAUCUCAUGCACAGGCAGUUCGAGUACAAAGGCAACCGUCUGCCAGAUGAAAUCUCGGAGUUCUCCGGCACUGUGGUCAGCAACCUUCACAGAGCAGAGAAUAUGGCAAAGAAGGAGAUGGUCACCGGUGCGAAAGAUUUGAUCAGAUUGACCGACCAGGUGAAGACCAUGAUUCGGGCUUCAUCAGCAGGAUUAUGUCCGGCUUCGUUGUCGAUGGCGAUGCUGUUGCAGCCUGGGCGUGAUGUGGCAGAGGCCAGACGGAAAGGUGAUGCCUUCUUGUGACGCCAGCAGCUCCAGCACAGUGAGACUGUGAGAGUGAAAAA